GUGAAGCCCAUCAGCCGCGGCGCCUUCGGGAAGGUGUACCUGGGCCGCAAGGCAGGCCGGCUCUAUGCCGUGAAGGUGAUGAAAAAAGCAGACAUGAUCAACAAAAAUAUGGUUCACCAGGUGCAGGCAGAGAGGGAUGCACUGGCUCUCAGUAAAAGUCCUUUCAUUGUGCACUUAUACUACUCACUUCAGUCAGCAAACAACAUCUAUUUAGUGAUGGAGUACCUUAUUGGUGGAGAUGUCAAAUCUCUUCUCCAUAUUUAUGGAUAUUUUGAUGAAGAAAUGGCUGUUAAGUAUAUUUCUGAAGCAGCAUUGGCUCUUGACUAUCUUCAUAGGCAUGGAAUAAUCCACAGGGAUUUGAAGCCAGACAAUAUGCUCAUUUCUAAUCAGGGACAUAUCAAGUUGACAGACUUUGGGCUUUCCAGAGUUACUCUGAACAGAGAGAUAAAUAUGAUAGAUAUCCUUACUACCCCAUCAAUGGCAAAACCAAAACAGGACUACUCACGUACUCCAGGACAAUUGUUGUCUCUUAUCAGUUCUCUGGGCUUUUAUACUCCUCCUGUAGGAAUGAAAGUGCCAGGGCACAAAUCGAGUCCAACGUCUGACAGUCCACAUGGAGCAGUUUCUCCUGUACCUGUGGCCCAAAAGGAAAAUACCCCUCUUUCAACUAAAUUGUUCAAAACACAUCUGGAUAAUUCGCAAUUAACUCCUGUGAUGCCAGCGAGGAGUUUAACUCCUACUCUGCUUCAGUCAAGAAACAGGUUUGGUGCCUCCAGUGUCAGUAGUCAGUCUCUCACACACCUGUCCAGUGUGGAAUCAGAAAAGUGGAGCAGCCCCAGGUGCGGGAAAGGUGUAGAGCAAAGUGAAGAUGAACCUCGUUCUACAACAUGCAAAACCAGUAACAGUGGGUCAGCUCUCCCUUCAAAUGCUAUGUUGCCAAAUAGCAAAGGUGUUGAAGUUUUCAAGGAGAAAGAACUUGAGUCUGCCAUUUCUCCCAUUGCCAGCAAUGAGUCUGGCAGUAGGCAGAAGCUGGGAAGUGAACAUUUGGGUAUAACAGAUACUCCUGUGAGCACUCUGGAUGUGAAAGGCAUAGCAAGAAAGUGUAUUUCUGAAAAUAAGAUUUGGAAAGAAAAAGUCUUUGUAAAUAAAAGAGAGAUGAUUUAUGAAACAGCGGAGACUUCCAGACUACAACAGUCACUUUCAAGGCAGAAUGAACCUGUCAAAGAGGAAGUAAUGUUUGAAAAGCCAGGUGUAAAAAGAAGCUUUGAAUCAGUUGACACUAGUCCUUGUCAGGAACUUAACUAUGUUAAAAAAAGCAAUGCAGAAUAUAAACGUGGCUGUCAGAUCUCAGAAUUUCCAGGAAACAAAGGGACAGGUUUGACAACAGAAAUUCAAUCCUUAAUGCUUUGUAAUGAUGGAUGCCUAUGUGACACCUGUGAAAGCAAGGAAGAAGUGAAGAGUUUUAUUAGUAACCAGGAAACAGUAGAAAGAUCGCUUACUCCAACUGUAGCUAAAAAUCUUAUGUGUGAUCUGGAUGCAGACUGCGGAAAGGAUGAUGAAAAGGAGUACAUGAACUCAAGUUUUUUAGUCACUGAUGAUGAAAAACCUUUAGAUGUCUUCAGUGCAGAUUCUGAUUUACUUCCUGAAGUGUCUGUUACAGAAAGCCAUCUAGAAAAACAGCUUUUAGAUUUGGACAGAAGUGUUAAAGAUCUCUCCUUUGAGGAACCAAAACCUGAAGGUGCGUUUAUAACAUCACCAGAGUCCCGAGAUGCCUCACAGUAUGGAGAGAAGGCACAUACAGUCCAGGACUGCAAGCCAUUACAUCAGAAAAAGGAUAAUGACCAGAAACACAUGGAAGAAACUUACCUUGAGGCAGUAUCUUCUCCUUCAGAAAAGAUGAAGGAAGCACUGAGUCUCUUAAAAAAAAAUGCUGUUGUUUUUCGGAGUUAUAAUAGUCCAAUCAAUCUAUCCAAUAUAUCUGAGCCAUGCAGCAUGGCUUCCUUAGAUAUAAUGGAUCUUUCACCUGCUUGCAGUGGCUCUUACCCAACAACUCUCACUCCAUUACAGAAAGGAAGAUCAUACCAGGUCUAUCAGACCCCGUAUCAAGGGGACGCUGGCACACCGUACCGGACUCCAAAGAGUGUUCGAAGAGGAGCUGCUCCCGCAGAAGGUGAACGCAUCCUGGGGACCCCAGACUACCUGGCACCUGAGCUGCUUUUGACACAGCCUCAUGGGACUCUGAUCUCUGGUUCUGCUGUAGACUGGUGGGCCCUUGGAGUUUGUCUGUUUGAGUUUCUAACUGGAAUUCCACCUUUUAACGAUGAAACACCAACACAGGUCUUCCAAAAUAUUUUGAAAAGAGAUAUUCCCUGGCCUGAGGGUGAAGAAAAGCUGUCUGAUAAUGCCCAGAAUGCAAUAGAUCUCCUUCUAACAAUUGACACUACUAAGAGAGCUGGACUGAAGGAACUGAAGCAUCACCCCCUCUUUCAUGGGGUGGACUGGGACAAUCUCCAGAACCAAACCAUGCCAUUUAUACCCCAGCCAGAUGAUGAGACUGACACCUCUUACUUUGAUGCUAGAAACAAUGCUCAGCACCUGACUGUGUCUGGAUUUAGCUUAUAGCAUCAAGAUAAGUGAACAUUCUCCAUGAUUUUGCACACUUACAGGUUGUCUUGUAACCCUAGUUUGGUCUUGACUAAGUUUCCUUGAUGAAUUUAGUGUGUUUCAAGUUACCAGUCUAUUUUUAUUAUAGCCUUCUUUAUUCUAAAGUGAAACUACUGUAUGAAACUGGUAUCAAGUGCCUUCAUGCUACUUGUUAUCUCACUGCACCUUACUAAGGGGCCAGAGCAUUGUGUUUCUCGGACCUAAUCACUCUUGGCAAUAAUGGGGCUCUUUAAUAGUAAUUAAUUAUUCCAGUUAGGAACUGUUGCAUUAUUUCCCAGCUAAACAUAAUAGGGAAAGGAUAUAAAGGAAUUGUAAUUGUAUCUAAUUAAUAAUUUACCUAUUGGUGGCUCA
Messenger RNA from Onychostruthus taczanowskii (white-rumped snowfinch), 3015 nucleotides. RefSeq names its product microtubule associated serine/threonine kinase like (gene MASTL). Gene Ontology annotation, biological process: intracellular signal transduction; peptidyl-serine phosphorylation. Gene Ontology annotation, molecular function: protein serine/threonine kinase activity; ATP binding. The transcript is spliced from 13 exons. Gene Ontology annotation, cellular component: nucleus. The record is from RefSeq and is a predicted model, not a curated record. The coding region runs from base 79 to 2622 and encodes 847 amino acids. Lineage: Eukaryota; Metazoa; Chordata; Aves; Passeriformes; Passeridae.